AUGUCAUUCCUAAAUGGUACCAGCCUAACUCCAGCUUCAUUCAUCUUAAAUGGCAUCCCUGGGCUGGAAGAAGUGCAUUUGUGGAUCUCCUUCCCCCUGUGCACCAUCUACAGCAUUGCCAUCACAGGGAACUUUGGCCUUAUGUACCUCAUUUACUCUGAAGAAGCCUUACACAGACCUAUGUACAUCUUCCUAGCGCUCCUUUCCUUCACGGAUGUGCUCAUGUGCACCAGCACUCUUCCCAACAUCCUCUUCAUAUUGUGGUUCAACCUCAAGGAGAUUGACUUUAAGGCCUGCCUGGCCCAGAUGUUCUUUGUACACACUUUCACAGGGAUGGAGUCUGGUGUGCUCAUGCUUAUGGCCCGGGACCGCUAUGUGGCCAUCUGCUACCCCCUGCGCUAUGCCACCUUGCUCACUAAUGCAGUCAUUGCCAGGGCUGGACUCCUCACUUUUCUUAGAGGUGUGAUUCUUGUUAUC
Messenger RNA from Ailuropoda melanoleuca (giant panda), 477 nucleotides. Its product is annotated as olfactory receptor 52N1-like. Gene Ontology annotation, cellular component: plasma membrane. Lineage: Eukaryota; Metazoa; Chordata; Mammalia; Carnivora; Ursidae. The transcript is spliced from 2 exons. The annotation marks the transcript as partial. Gene Ontology annotation, biological process: G protein-coupled receptor signaling pathway. The record is from RefSeq and is a predicted model, not a curated record. Gene Ontology annotation, molecular function: olfactory receptor activity.